UCGAGACCCACAGAUCACUUCUGGGGUGUCUGUGAAACAUAUGCAGCGAUUUCUUUUUUUUAUUUUUUACUUUUGCAUUUCAUACAUAUUCAGAGACGCUCAGUCCCCUUCAAUGAUGUCUGCAGUGUGUUAACGUGCCUCCGAGACUGCUGUUUAUCUGCAGAGCUCAUCUGGCCCCGCUCGAGAGCUCCUGCCAAGGUCCUUGAAUCUGCUUAUCGUGUUGAAACUGCCGCGGUGUUUCGUGAGUGAAAAUGGCGCCUGCCGUCGGUGGUCCUCAAGGCUACACGCCACCCGAAGGUGGCUGGGGAUGGAUGGUGGUGUGUGGGGCCUUCAUCUCUAUUGGUUUCUCCUAUGCAUUCCCCAAGUCCAUCACUGUCUUCUUCAAAGAGAUUGAGGCGAUCUUCAAUGUGACCAGCAGCCAGGUGUCCUGGAUCUCCUCCAUUAUGUUAGCAGUCAUGUACGGCGGAGGUCCUAUCAGCAGCAUCCUGGUCAAUAAAUAUGGGAGUCGUCCUGUGAUGAUGGCAGGAGGAUGUCUGUCUGGGUUGGGCCUUAUUGCGGCCUCUUUCUGCAACUCUGUUCAAGCACUGUACUUUUGUAUUGGUGUGGUGGGAGGUUUGGGAUUGGCCUUCAACCUCAACCCUGCCCUCACUAUGAUUGGAAAGUAUUUCUACAUGAAGCGACCUAUUGCCAAUGGUAUUGCGAUGGCUGGCAGCCCUGUCUUUCUCUCCACCCUUGCUCCCAUUAACACCUGGCUCUUUGAGCAGUUUGGCUGGAGAGGAAGUUUCAUGAUCCUCGGUGGCCUUCUCUUCAAUUGCUGCGUCGCUGGUUCCCUCAUGCGACCUAUAGGACCAAAACCCAAACCUGCAGAGAAGACCACAGAGAGGAGGACUGUAGCGCAAAUGAUCAACAGCUUCAUCGACCUCUCUUUGUUCAAGCACCGCGGCUUUUUGCUCUACAUUAUGGGCAAUAUUAUCAUGUUUUUCGGGCUCUUUGCACCACUGGUGUUCCUCAGUAAUUAUGCAAAGAGUAAAGAAAUCCCCAAAGAGAAGGCAGCUUUUCUACUGUCUGUGCUGGCUUUUGUUGACAUGUUUGCCCGGCCUGCAAUGGGCAUUGUCGCUAACACCAAGUUUGUCCGGCCCAGAAUACAGUACUUCUUUGCUGCCUCUGUGCUGUACAAUGGCGUUUGCCACGUUCUAGCACCAAUAUCAGUAGACUACAAAGGCUUUGUGAUUUACGCCAUCUUCUUUGGGUUUGCUUUUGGCUGGCUGAGCUCAGUGCUGUUUGAGACUUUGAUGGACCUGGUGGGAGCCCAGCGCUUCUCCAGUGCUGUUGGGCUGGUCACUAUUGUGGAGUGUGGUCCUGUAUUGUUGGGGCCCCCUUUGCUUGGGAAGUUCAAAGACGUCUAUCAUGACUACAAGUACACGUACCAGGGCUGUGGGAUCCUCCUCAUUGUCUCCAGCGUCUUCCUGUUUGCAGGGAUGGGACUCAACUACCGACUGCUGGACAAGGAGAAAAAAGAGGAGGAGAGGAGGGCCAGGGUGGGAGGUAGAGAACAAAAGUCCAACAGGGACAAUGCUGCCAAGGAGGUGGCGGCAGCUGGGAACACAGAAGACACUGUCUAAUAUUCUGUACCACCUCAAGUUCGUCUGUGAGACACAUAUGUAUGAAAACCAGAUGCUUGAGUGAAACAUUCUUCUGUUUGAGAAAGAAUUGUUUUUAAAGACCACCGCAGAAUUCAUAGCUUCAUAACCUCACUUGCAAUUCCAUAUCAGAUAUUUACACACCAUUAAAUCCCUUUAAUGAACAAUCCACAUAAAAUACCUCUAAUAUGCUUUUAGGGACGGAUACAUGUGUUUGAUUAUUCAAGUUUGUUUUGUCUAUUAUGUCACUUACUUACAUACUGAUACGAUAUUAUGGUAUGUUUUAAAGCUCUAACUUCUUCUGCAGCACACCAUUUCUAGUAUUUUAACCUUCAAAAAUAUACCAUCAGAUAAUUAUUUUUUUCAAUAGGGAAUAUGCUAAUUGCGGCACUCUAUUUCUUAAAAGCGACUGCAAACAUUCUCUGUGAAAAUGCGUAAUUAUAGUGUUCACCUCACUUUGCUUGCCUCAAACACAUUCAUUUAGGACUUUUUCCUGUUUACAGGGACCUGAUAGCACUGUGCAGUUCUGGAAGGUUUGAAAGCGUCCUUGGUGCCAUUAUCACUUUGAAUAUUACGCAAAUAUAUUCAUACUAAUUCUCGAUUUCUCUUUUAAACAUGUUUUGCUGGUCCAUUUGUGAUGAUGGAUGAUGAGUAUUAAUAAUUUUGAGUGCAUUAAACCUUGUUGCAUAGCUGUGUGUAUUCACAUGAUGGGAAAAUGUGCCACUGACUGCA
Messenger RNA from Chelmon rostratus (copperband butterflyfish), 2372 nucleotides. RefSeq names its product solute carrier family 16 member 1a (gene slc16a1a). Gene Ontology annotation, molecular function: monocarboxylic acid transmembrane transporter activity. NCBI's taxonomy places the organism in Eukaryota, Metazoa, Chordata, Actinopteri, Chaetodontiformes, Chaetodontidae. The transcript is spliced from 5 exons. Gene Ontology annotation, biological process: monocarboxylic acid transport; transmembrane transport. The record is from RefSeq and is a predicted model, not a curated record. Bases 252 to 1622 code for a protein of 456 amino acids. Gene Ontology annotation, cellular component: membrane.